This is a messenger RNA of Trichoplusia ni (cabbage looper), 2371 nucleotides long. Its product is annotated as zinc finger protein 431-like. The record is from RefSeq and is a predicted model, not a curated record. Gene Ontology annotation, molecular function: RNA polymerase II cis-regulatory region sequence-specific DNA binding; DNA-binding transcription factor activity, RNA polymerase II-specific. NCBI's taxonomy places the organism in Eukaryota, Metazoa, Arthropoda, Insecta, Lepidoptera, Noctuidae. The transcript is spliced from 5 exons. Gene Ontology annotation, biological process: regulation of transcription by RNA polymerase II. Gene Ontology annotation, cellular component: nucleus. The coding region runs from base 86 to 1954 and encodes 622 amino acids.
CUUAAGAUUUUUUUAUCUGUGACAAAAUGGCGGUAUUUCGUUGAGGCGAGCUUGUGUUUCUUGUUUGUUAUGUGAAAUCGCAAUCAUGUCGGAAGUAAAGAAUGAAAUAGCGACUUAUUUCGGGAGAUGCAAGUGUUGUCUCUCCUAUGGAUACCUUAAGAACAUGUGGACUGAACACCAAUUUGAGGGAGAAUCGGAAGUAUACGGCGAAAUGCUUGUCGACUGUUUUGCUCUCACUUGGGACAGUUCCGAGUCCAUCGAUCAAGACCAGAUAUGCGAGCAGUGUGUCAACAGGUUGCGGGACGCGUGCGACUUCAAGAAGAUCGUCCUCACCUCGCAGGAGGAUUUCUACCGGCAGUUAGGAGAUGGUGAUGAUAAAGACACAAUACCAAAACUCGAAGACUGCGACGAGGAGUACCUCAUGGUGUAUAAAGAGGCGGAUAGCGACACCGCUGACACAGCUGACACCGACACAGCUGACAUGGACGUCAGUGUCAACGACGCCAGCGCGUGCGAUGAAGAAUACGAGGAUGUUGAAUACCUGGAGGACGAGGUUGGUGGAGACGCUAAGGAGGCUUUAGUUGCAACUUCAUCAACGCAAGCUCAAAAACCGAAACGACGUCGCAAGGCCGACACUCCAACAGACUCAGACGACGGCGUUAAAAGAAAAUGGCCGAAACGUCUCCCCAAGAACGAGAGAUUCAAAACGUACAAGCAAUACACGGAGGAGAAUCUAAGACAGUGCUUGGAGGCCGUACGAAGUGGAGAAAUAACACCGAACGAUGCAGCAAGAAAGUAUAAUAUACCGAAGAAGACGAUUUGUGCGAAAAUGAGGCUGGAACCGACAGAUGCACUGGGAACUAAAAAUACUACGGAGACUUCACUGCAUCAGCUACAAAACAAUGAAAGGACUAUACUGAAAAAAUAUAAAGAUAAUGUGCGUUUAAUUAUAACGAAUUCUAACGCUACCCCGAUUAAAGGGCGCUGGGGAAUCGGCUACGGCUGUCUCUACUGCGAAUACCAUACUCAAAUACCAGCAGAAUUAAAAGAACACACGACAAAAAUACACAAAAACGACACAGGAAAAAAUAAAGUUAAAUCCGUAGCAGAUAUGAUUAUAAAAUUAGAUAUAACUGACUUAAAAUGCAAGCUUUGUGCCAAAGAAAUAAACAAUCUCCAAGAUUUUAUGCAGCAUCUACAUCUAAUACACAAAUUACCAAUCAAUUUUGAUAUUAACAACCAUAUAGUGCCCUUCAAGUUUAAAACAGAACAACUGCUAUGUGCGUUAUGCGACAAACCGUUCAGUCAUUUCAAACAUUUAACCGAACACAUGACUGAUCAUUACCCCAACUACAAAUGCGAUGAAUGUUCAAGACAGUUCAUAAAUCUGCGAUCGCAGAAGAUACAUUCGUUUCGACAUCGCAUAGGGACAUUCAAAUGCAUGCACUGUCCAAAAAUCUUCAACACACGAAUCAAAGUUAAGGAGCACGAAAGAGUUAUACACCAAAACGGUUCGAAAACACGAAAAUGUGGGUAUUGUGACGAAAAAUUCAUGGAUUCCGUACAGAGAACGAAUCAUGAGGUCAAAGUCCACGGAAUUCAAAUGCCGAAGUUUGAAUGCAAAGCGUGUGGCAAAAGUUUCGAUAGUCAACGAUCUUUGAAUAACCAUGUCAACCAUUUUCAUUUGUUGCUAAGGCCUCAUAUUUGCCCGGAAUGCGGUAAAGGUUUUUAUAAGAAGAAUGAAUUGAAGAGGCAUUCAGUCAAACACACUGGUUUGAGAGAGUUUCAGUGCAAAGUUUGUUUCAAAUGGUACGGGUCGAAGAGAUCUUUAACGGCACACUCCAAGUUGCACGAAGAUAGAAUUGUUUUAGCUUGUGAGUAUUGUCCGAAAACGUUUAAGAAUAAGAACGGAUUGGUUCACCAUAUUAGGAGUCAACAUGGUAAUAUAUAUUAAAAGGAAUAGUCAAUUCUCUUGAGAAUAUAAUGAUGCAGAACCAUUGUGGAUCCUGUCGGGCACAGCGAAUAAUUAGGAGAGAGGAAGCAGUAAUGACACUACCAACCUUAUAUUUAAUAGUACACAUAUUAAAUCUUGAUUUUAUCUUUGUAUGUAUUAAGUAAAUACAUAUAUUGUAAUAUGAUCUGGUGAAAAAUUAUGCUGUUUUGGAAACGUGACAGUGCAAGCUGUGUUACUGCAAUCAACUUUUAAGAUAUGUCGAAAGGGCAUCAGGUGGUGAGAGACGCGCUAGAUCGAAACGGAUGGAGGUUGCCUUGAUGUUGACCACGACCCUCACAUAUGAAGGACUCCAGCCAGAGUCGCGCAGAGCAUGAAAUCAAAAAAAUCAAAAGCAAAAGUUUUUAUUUCAAAUAGUCC